Molecule: messenger RNA, 1524 nt
Organism: Agrilus planipennis (emerald ash borer)
Lineage: Eukaryota; Metazoa; Arthropoda; Insecta; Coleoptera; Buprestidae
Gene: nclb
Product: periodic tryptophan protein 1 homolog
Exons: 9
Coding region: 31-1407 (458 amino acids)
Biological process (GO): rRNA processing
Cellular component (GO): nucleus
Molecular function (GO): protein binding
Source: RefSeq, a predicted model, not a curated record
AAAAUACAACACAUUUAUUAAGAAAUUACAAUGGAAAUUGAAAAUAAGCCUAACGUAAAUUUUGUAUCUUGCGUUAAAUGGGUAAAAAAGGGCAUAGCGAAAUUUAAUCCCGACAAGGUUCAAUUAACAAAAGUAGAAUUAGCAAGAAUGAUACAAGAGACCAGAAGGAAUUUACGAGUUUCAGAAAAACCGGAAGAAGGUAAUGAAGGACAACCCUCUACAAACCCUAGUGAUGAAUUUGGCUUACAAAAUUACGAUAAUGACGAAGAUGAAGACGAGGAAAAUCCUCUUGGUUUAAAUUCUUUAGCAGAAGUUCCUGAGGCAGAUGAAAAUUAUUCUGAUACUGAUGAAUCAGAAAAGGAAGAUGACUUUAUAAAACCAAAAGAUAGUUUAAUACUGGUUGGACAUGUAGAAGGAGAUGCUAGUAUUUUAGAAGUAUAUGUGUAUAAUGAGGAGGAAGAAUCUUUGUAUGUACAUCAUGAUAUACUUCUUCCAUCUUUUCCAUUAUGUCUUGAAUGGUUGGAUAAAGAAACUGGCCAUCCUCCAGGAAGUUACUGUGCAGUUGGAACAAUGGGACCUAUUAUUCAGGUGUGGGAUUUAGAUGUUGUAAAUUGCUUGGAACCAGCUUAUAAACUAGGAAGAAAAGGGAGCAGGAAAAGAGGGACUACAACUGUAGGUCAUAAGGAUGCAGUUUUAGAUCUUUCUUGGAAUAAAAAUUACGAUCACAUUCUGGCAAGUGGCUCUGCAGACAAAACAAUACAUUUAUGGGAUUUGGAUGUAGGUGAACCUGCAACAACAUUAAAUGCAUUUUCUGAUAAAGUUCAAUGUUUAGAGUGGCAUAGACUUGAGGCUCAAACUCUUUUAGCAGGGAGUGCUGAUCAAACAGUUAAGAUAUUUGACUGUCGUAAUCCUGAAACAAAUCAAUCCUGGCAAGUAGAUGGUGAAGUUGAAAGAGUUUGUUGGAAUCCUCUGCAGCCGUUUUCUUUUUUUGCAUCAACCAGUGUAGGGAAGGUGCAAUAUUUUGAUUGCAGAAAAGGACAGAUUUGGAGUAUAGAAGCACAUGAAAAGGAAGUCACAGGCUUAACAAUAAGUGCACAGUGUCCUGGAUUAUUAAUAACUGCUUCUGCUGAUGGCUCCCUAAAGGUGUGGGAUAUGAAUGAAGAAUCUGAACCAGUUAUGGCGGUCAAUAAAGAAUUCGAUUUGGGUGUUGUGCACUGUGUUGAACUUUGCCCCGAUUUACCUUUUGUUAUUGCUGCUGGUGGAGAUAACAAAAGUAAAAAUUUCUUAGUUUAUGAUUUACGAAAUGUUGACCCAGUGAGACAUAGGUUUGAGUCAAGAAAUUUGAUUCAAUUAGUUCCAGAAGAAAGCGUAAUGGAUACUGAUACAUUAGAACAAACUACUAACUAAUUUUCAAUUUUGAUGAUAAUGACACCUUUGAAUAUUGAUUAAGUAAUUAAGUGUACUAGACAUUAAUACAGUACAUGAUAUUGUGAGAAACGAUUUAAUUAAAAAGUUUGUUUUUGA